Pseudoliparis swirei is the source of this 956-nucleotide messenger RNA. It is a transcript of the gene zmat2, whose product is annotated as zinc finger, matrin-type 2. Gene Ontology annotation, molecular function: nucleic acid binding; zinc ion binding. Lineage: Eukaryota; Metazoa; Chordata; Actinopteri; Perciformes; Liparidae. The transcript has 6 exons. The record is from RefSeq and is a predicted model, not a curated record. Gene Ontology annotation, biological process: mRNA splicing, via spliceosome. Gene Ontology annotation, cellular component: spliceosomal complex; U4/U6 x U5 tri-snRNP complex. Bases 36 to 641 code for a protein of 201 amino acids.
CGCGACAGGCCGUAAACCGAGUCUGCGUAAACAAGAUGGCGUCCGGCAGCGGGUUCAGCAAGAAUGACUUCCGUAGGAAGUGGGACAAAGACGAGUAUGAGAACUUGGCCCAGAAGCGCAUCUCUGAGGAGAGAGACCGCGAGAGGAGAGAUGGCAAAGUGGUCCCGCCGGUCAAGCGGGACCUCCUGCGUCACCGAGACUAUAAAGUGGACCUGGAGUCCAAACUGGGGAAGACCAUCGUCAUCACGAAGACCACCCCUCAGGCCGAGAUGGGCGGUUAUUACUGUAACGUCUGUGACUGCGUCGUCAAAGACUCCAUCAACUUCCUGGACCACAUCAACGGGAAGAAACACCAGAGGAACCUGGGCAUGUCCAUGCGGGUGGAGCGCUCGUCUCUGGACCAGGUGAAGAAACGCUUUGAUGCCAACAAGAAGAAGAUGGAGGAGAAGCAGAAGGAGUACGACUUUGAGGAGCGCAUGAAGGAGCUGCGAGAGGAGGAGGAGAAGGCCAAGGCCUACAAGAAGGAGAAGCAGAAGGAGAGGAAGCGGCGAGCGGAGGAGGACGUGGACCUGGAGGAGGACGACGAGAUGGCGGCCGUGAUGGGCUUCUCCGGCUUCGGCUCGGCCAAGAAGACCCACUGACGCUCUGCCUGACGCUCUGCCUGACGCUCUGCGCCUCCUGCAGGAGGAGCAGCUGGACUUUAGACCAGAGCCGGACGAGAGACGGAGGUCCCGUCCUGGAGCAUUCCUUCCGUCUGCGCUCGGGCUUUUAUUUUGGUAGUUUCAAGGUCACGUGUCGUUUGACAGUCUCACUUCAUGAUGAAUAGUUUAUAAUGUGAACUCCUUCCUCCUGGACAUGAAGGUGUUUCACGUCGCCGAGGGCAACGAGUCAUUCUGAAUGUUUUUGAAGUUUGUCUCAUUUUCACUUUGCUGAAUAAACAGUUUGUGUUUCUAGUU